CUGAUAAAGGCUUGGUGCCGACAGUUGUCCUGCCCCUCGAUGAAGAAGGCACAGGGAGAGAGGGGGGCAGUGGGGUUUCUCUCCCUUAUACAGCUCCCUGCCAGGUUUCCUGCCCCGCUCUCAGGGCUCCUUUGCUGUGCCCCGACGGGGACGUAGCCCUUCAUCCAGGCACAGGCGGUUCCUCCCUUCCAGUGGAGCCUCCCUCAGCUGCCAUGGCCAGCGGCGGGGAUUCAGACAGCGAGCAAGUGGUGCCUGAUGAAGAGAAGGAUGGCUCAGACGUGAAAGCAGUGCAGGCCCACUACCUGCGCAGUCCUUCGCCCAGUCGGUACUCAAUGAUAUCGGACACUGAUACAGAAAGCAUAUUCAUGGAGCCUAUCCAUCUGUCAUCUGCUGUGGCUGCCAAACAAAUAAUCAAUGAAGUUAAUCGUCAGUUUGUUCCAGAACUGAAGACGAAGCACAUCAAGGUAGAUGCAGUGUGUCCCAAGAUGUUAGAGUCUGCACAACAGUUGAUGGUGGAAGACCUGUACAACCGAGUUAAGGAAAAGAUUGAUGACACCAGCUUGUUUAACACUCCAUGUGUCAUGGACUUGCAGAGGGCACUUGUAAAGGACAGGCUGGAGACUCCCAGAGAUGCCGUGGAUGAAGUCUGGCCUAAUGUAUUCAUAGCAGAAAAGAGUGUUGCAGUGAACAAAAGUCGUUUGAAGAGGUUGGGCAUUACACAUGUCUUGAACGCAGCUCAUGGUACAGGUGUAUACACAGGACCAGAUUUCUACAAUGGUCUAAAUAUCCAAUAUAUGGGCAUUGAAGUGGAUGAUUUUCCAGAUAUGGAUAUCUCCAAACACUUCCAUCCAGCUGCAGAGUUCAUGGAUGAAGCCCUGCUGACUUACAGAGGAAAAAUCCUUGUCAGCAGUGAAAUGGGAAUCAGUCGCUCAGCUGUGCUGGUGGCUGCUUACUUGAUGAUCUAUCACCAUAUGACCAUUCUGGAGGCUCUGAUGACUCUGAGAAAGAAGCGUGCCAUUUACCCCAAUGAUGGCUUCCUCAAGCAGCUAAGGGAGCUUAACGAGCAAUUAUUGGAGGAACGAGAGCUGGAGCAUACUGGAGAUGAAGAUGUUACUCCUAGUCAAAGUCCUGUCACCCACCCUGGGACAUCUUCCCGGCUGUCUGGAGCUGAGGACUCCGAAAGUAUCAUAGGACCCAAAGCACACUCCAUCACAGUAGAAGAAGAAGACAACAUCAGCAUGCUAAGUAGUUUUAUGAGCUCUUCAUCAGUGGGAAAAACUAGCUGGGUUUCAAAACGCUCCACCCUCAUCAGUGAGGAGGAAGAGGAACAGUUAUAUGAGGAAUGGAGGAAGAAACAAGGUCUACCUGCAAAGGAAUCAGCAACUGAGCAUGGAAAAAGAAUGUCACCAAGGCUUCUGGCUCAGGAAGGGGAGCAAUAUGACGAGAAUGUGGAUCGGAGGAUCCAUGACUGGCAGCGCAGAAAUGAGAAAUACCAAAUGAAGGGUCCACCCGGAGAGGAGGAUGAAAAUUCUAACAUGGGAGGAAGACCUUACCGAUCAGAUGAAUUCAGUGAUGAUGAGAGUGUAAGCAGUUUUGAGAUCCGAACCUUAAAGCGACAGUUGGAAGCCAGCAGCUUUAGCAGGAUGAGGAGGAGCCGCUCAGACUCCAUGUCUUCAGAGAGCACUUGGGACAUGUGGAACCAGAGGCUGAUGGAGAUUGAGAAGGAAGCUGUUCAGAGGUAUCGUUCUAAGAAUAAGAAUGGUGGGGAGAGACAAUCCCCAGAAACAGGAAGAAAGGAGAGGGAUGUGGAUGAGGAAAGUGUGUUGUCAGACUGUAGCUCCUUCUAUAAUUUCUGCCAAAAGAACAAAGACAAGUUGACUCCUCUAGAAAGAUGGAAGAUCAAGAGGAUCCAGUUUGGCUUUCACAAGAAGGAUUUAGAAUCAUCAUCGUCUUCUGCACCAUCUCCAGCAGAAGAUGGCAGCCAGACUGGUGAGGAGGGGACUGAAGAGAAAAAUUUCUCAGAUGUUAACCUGAGUGCUUACCAGGCUUGGAAAAUGAAGCGGCAGAAGAAGGUGGGCUCUGAAAGCAAGGAGGAAUUUGUAGAGUUUGCCAAAAGUGAAGAUUCUGCUUCAGCUAAAAAGAAGCAGAGACGUGUAGAGCUCCUUGAACGUUCAAAGAAAAUUUUAGAAGAAAGCCAGUCCAUGUGCAGCUGGGAGACAGACAGUACAAUGAGUGGGAGUAUCCCGCUGUCUGCUUUCUGGGCCUCAGCGCCUUCUGCGAAUGGUGCUGAGGAUGCAGCUUCUACACUGAGCAUGAAGACAAAUCAUUCAUCUUUAUCACAGGCCAGGAGCAGCACUGGGACAGCACAGCCAAAUAUUCCCCUUCCCAAUCUCCCAGUUGGCCCAGGUGACACGAUAUCUAUGGCAAGCAUUCAGAACUGGAUUGCUAAUGUGGUCAGUGAAACCAUUGCUCAAAAGCAAAAUGAGAUCAUGAUGCUGUCCCGUCCAUCGUCUGCAAUGGCCUCCAGUGUAAUGUCAGGAGACCUUGGCAGGCGUGUAGAUGACGAUAAGAUUUCCCUUCUCAGUUCUCAAUGUGGCUCAUCUUUUUCUGCCUCUCAUCUCGGUCAGCAGGAUGUGCACAGGGCUGAGUCUCAGUCUGUCCUGUCUUGCAAUACCUCUGUAAAUGGGAGGGCAGAAGGGACUAGUUCGAACAUGAAGACUAUGCAAACAAGCAAACCACUGUAUAGCCUCUUUGCCGAUGAUGUUGACCUAAAGAAACUCAGCAGGAAGGAGAAGGAGAUGCAAAUGGAAAUGAGAGAGAAAAUGUCAGAUUACCAAAUUGAAAAGGUGAUAAGUGACAAUAAACGCAGCACUCUAUUUAAAAAAAAGGUGACCAAAGGUGAGCAAAGUGAAGUAGAAGGUGAUGUGGAGAGUAUAACGAACAACUACAGGCACCCAUUGCAAGCAGAUCUUGACAGAAAUGAUACAAUCUUUACUCUAUCCAGUCUAUCUGCAAACACAGGUGCACUGAAGUCAGAAGUAGAGACUGAUGUUACCAAGUGGCUCAGUAGUCUGAAAGCAGAAAAACAGUCAUCAUAUCAUGAUCAAAGUGAGAAUUUCAGAGAGAAAUACAGCAGGUCAUCCAAAGUAAGAGAGAUGGAUUCUGAAACAUCCAGUUACAGAUUCUCCAGAUCCCAGAGAGAAGAGCUGGACAGUUCUUCCUAUGAGUCAAAAGGAGAUUCACUGAGAACCAUGUCAAGAUUUUCCUCUGCUUCGGCAAAAGAGGACAAAAAGAUGUAUAAGUUCACAAGGUCGAGGGUCACUGAGACAGCAAGUUCUGGUGAAAAAAGCCCGGAACUGCAUGUUUUCAGCCAAACACCGGAAUCAUCCUUUGACUCCGAAUCCCCUGAAUCAUCUACACAGAGUCGAGUCAGAUCUCAUCACGUGGAGGCGUGUGAAGAGGAGGCCAUGUCAGACAUGUCAGAAUUUGGAGCUAAGAGAAAGUUCACUCAGAGCUUUUCAAAGUCUGAAGAGAAUGGAAAGAAAGAGGCAAAAGUGGAACAAAGUGAAGAGAGAUUUGCAUCUAGACAGUUCUCCCAGUACAAGCGAAGUGUGCGUAAAGAGGAGGAAGAAGAAUUGGAUGAUGAUGCUAUUAUUGCUGCAUGGAGAAGCCGACUAGAAGAAACUACAGCAAAACUCCGUCGGAGAAAGGAAGAGUGACCAAGGAUCAGAUUAGAGGAACACAAGCAGAGUUUGUCAUACUUUCUUCACCAUGCAGAGAAUGAGGAUUUCAAACAAGUGUUUUAAUUCACCGUUACAACCACAAGUCUUUUUCAUGGAGAACUGUGCUACCCCUGGCUAUCGUGAUGCUACAGGAGAGCUGCACCUAAUGACCACUUUAUUGAAUCCUAGAAUCAUUGAGGUUGGAAAAGACCAUUAAGAUCACCAUUAAGAUCCAACCACCGUCCCAUCCCCACCAUGCUCACUAACUACGUCCCUCAGUGCCACCUCUACACGGUUCUUGUACACCUCCAGAAACAGUGAUCUCAUCACCUCCCUGGGCAGCCUGUGCCAGCCUUGAUGCAGACAGGAUUCUCUUUGUGGGGAAGGUCUUUUUUAUUUAUUUAUUUAUUUAGGCCUGAUAUUUAUACAAAACAUUGCCAAAUAUUUCCUCUUCGUGACCUCCCUUUAUUUCUUAGCAUCCUUUUGGACUUUUUGAUACGAUAAAUUAAUAUCUAAGGGUGUUGUUAUGUACUGUUACUCCAUCAGUAUCCAAAGGCCUCCACUAGCACCGUUUUAAUAUGUAGAGCAUGCAGCACAAUUCAAGAUGUUCUCACCCUAAGAGAGCUUCAAAUUAAAUGAACAAAACAGACCCAGGUUGGGAGAAAGAGAUGUGUCUGGCAACAUAUUUGAUACCCAGUGACUGAGCCCAAUAUUGCAGAAGAACAGAGGAAGACCUUGGAAAAGUUCAAAAGACUGAAAAUUCAACUCACUAACAAAGUCAUUCUCCUUGAGCAAUCACUCAGCUGUAUGUGGCACAAUUAAACAGUUGCUGGCCUCAAGAGAGCACAAGCGUGACUCUAAACUAGCGAUUAAGUGUUCACUGGAGAGGGGGAGACAUAUGUUCCAGGCCUCUUUCCAGAGAAUAUACAACGUGAGAGAGUUAAGGAUUCAUUAGUGCACGCUUAUCCUCUCCCAUGUGAGUGUUCCUAACUGCUAGCCACCAAGCUGCGCUUCGUCUUUCCGGCCAAAAGAAUACUGAAAUAAUCUAUCUGAAGAGAAAUAGUUGAUGUGGGACUCAUUAGCAGCCCCUCUUUCAUACCAGAACAGACAACAGCACAGGAAAAGAGCAUCCAUAUGCGCAUGGAAACAGAUUCACCUUCUCCUGGCAAGUUAAAGCACCAUCUCCC
Messenger RNA from Meleagris gallopavo (turkey), 4909 nucleotides. RefSeq names its product serine/threonine/tyrosine interacting like 2 (gene STYXL2). Gene Ontology annotation, biological process: negative regulation of MAPK cascade; protein dephosphorylation. NCBI's taxonomy places the organism in Eukaryota, Metazoa, Chordata, Aves, Galliformes, Phasianidae. Gene Ontology annotation, molecular function: MAP kinase phosphatase activity; protein tyrosine/serine/threonine phosphatase activity. Gene Ontology annotation, cellular component: cytoplasm. The record is from RefSeq and is a predicted model, not a curated record.